Molecule: messenger RNA, 7697 nt
Organism: Porites evermanni
Lineage: Eukaryota; Metazoa; Cnidaria; Anthozoa; Scleractinia; Poritidae
Source: the annotation of a GenBank genome assembly
GUUGCCAAGAGCAAAAGCUAAACGGAAGAUGUCUGCCAGCGAGAGAGAAUUUAUCUUUGAUGCCGUUAUCGGCUAUUUAACCUCCCCGAUAUGGAAUUUUCCGGUUCGCACCUUUAUAGAACAUAAUUCUUUAGGUAUGCUGCAGUUUCCCCAUUCAUUUUGGGAAUUUUAUUCCCUGGGUUUUUGUUGAUAUUGUUGAUUAUAAAAUUUGGCGAAAUGCAGUCAUUUUGUAUUCUUCGAAUCUGUUUAUUAUGAUUUCUUCUUUGAAUGCUUUGACAGUUUUUGAUCCAGAUGGAGAAAAUCAUGAGGAAUAUAAAAAAAUACAUAAAUCAUACAAGGACAUGGUAAGAAAACUUUAUUUUUUUGCUCCUACUGUUUGCUCAAGAUUUGCUAUUUGGAAAUAAUCUCGAGACUUCAAAUAUUUUAAGCUUUUUCAAGUGUUUGUCGCUUGUAUUUAAUUUGCGGAGUCGUUUUGCAGAUGUUACAAAACAGAAUUCUGUAAAUUGCUGCCAGUUAAUUUUUCAUGAUUUUGAAAAGAUAUAAAAGAGAUACUGGUGGGACACUCACUGCAGUAUUCCAAACAUGAAUGUUUAAAAUAUUGAUAUGUAUCUUAUUAGUUUCCGCCCAUGAAUAAAUUCAUGUUUUUUUUUGUAUUAAACUUUCAGUAGGCAGAUCUUCAUUGCACUUUGAAGGAGAGGUUUUAAUUAAUUAAAUUCAAAAUAUGAAAUGUACUAGCUAUAUAUCUAAAAUCCCAAAAUCCCUAAUGAGCCAGUCCUUUUCUUUGAUGAUUGCAAGAGAAAAUGAUAAAAGAGAGCAAAACACCCAUACAUGGCUAUCUUCCUGCGAAAAAACUUUGAAAAUAUAUUCUUGGUUCUGUGUAAUGUUUCAAACUGGAUAUUUUUAGGAUGGCUCCAUAUUGUUUGGUUAGAAUGGCGCAUGUAAUUUUACACGUUGCACCAAAUAUUGGUGAACUUUUGCCUUCCAGGGUUUGAGGGCAUCUCUCUCUUUCUCCCCUGUUUUGUUUACAUUACACGAUUUGGGUGGGUUCACCCCCUCCCCACCUACACAUACGCAGAGCUGUGCUCUAAGAAACAUUGUAGGAAGCCCAUUGCUCUGAAUCUGUUAAAUUCAGGGUGCCCAGUCUGUGAGGAGGCAGGGUGACGGAGUUGUCAGAGUGCUGGAAUUAUAAUCUGGCUCCAGGCUCUGUGUUCAAUACCUGCCCUAACUACUAGCUGGAUUUGUUCUCGGUAGACACGAGUUCAACUCCUCAGUCACCGUUGUAAAUUAGGCAACUGGCAUACCACCAGCCAGUUGGGUUUCUUAACUUUGGGGCCCACAAUAAAAACUUCUCAGUCGUUUACCAGUAAUUGUGUACCCUUAUAAAGUCUUUUUUUUUUUUUAAUUUCUGAUGUAAAAAAAACUGAAGACUUUCUUGCUGGGUAAGAGUAGAAUUUAAGGUGCCAGGGGUUGCUGGGUUCUGCUUGUUUCUUAGACUGUUUGAACAUAACACAGACAUCAUUAGAUUUUAGCCUUUUUAUUCAAUGACAACACAUGACACAUGAAUACUCUGGGGUAAUUUCCAAAGAAAAGUAGGUGGCGAGUGCCCGUGAAAUAGGCGGCAAAUUUUGUCAGCCACCGGCUGUUAUUGAAAACCCUGGGGCUAACAUGUUUUAAUGUUAACAAGUUGUCAAAUGGGUUAGAGUGGUUUUUGUUUGAGUGUCGUAAAACCAAAACCAAAGUAAUUACUCUGACCAAUCACAUAGGACACAGACAAUACAUUGAACCAAUCAAAACUCGCAGUAAUUACAUGUGGCUGACGCAAAGCGCGGGAAAAUGCAUGCUCGUCACAAUUGGCUUUGGUUUUACUUCUGAUUGGAUGAAAAGGUGGCGCGAAUCUUUUAAGCCAAUCGCAUCGUGUAGAAAGUGCAAAACCAAUUACUUUUCGACACUCAAAUGAAAACCGCUCUAGUAGCAUUUGCUGGGACCGAAUGAAAGAUAGGGUUGUUAGGCCUGCAUGGCUGCUGCAGGUGAAAAAGUUUCAGCAACAGGUUACUGGGAGAGCAAGAGUGUCUUUUAAAUAUUCAUCUUGCCCUCACCUUAUAUGACAAACUUUCAAUUUGUUACUUUGGACCUGUACUAUGGAAAAGACUACCCAACAAGGUCAAGCAAUCACCAGUCUUCAGUCUUUCAAGAACGCUAUCAGAAAUUUAGAUGUUUCUGGUAUUUUAGAAAAUAACUGUGACUGUUAUUAAUUUGUUGUGACCUUUGCAGAUCCCAAUUUUAUGAUUUUAAGAUUUUUAGGAUUUUAAUAUGUAUUAUUAUGAAUUAUUAUGUAUUUUUAGAUUAGUGUACCCAAUUAGCUAUCUUAUAUUAAUUUUUAUAAAGCUAAAUACAUUUAACACUUAAAUAAAGUUGUUUCGUUAUGUUAUGUUAUAUGUCCUGCGCUAGAAAUUGGGUUUCCACUGUAAAAAUGACAUAAUUCUGUUAUACACUUGUCUUAAUGAGGACUGCCUGAACAUCCAACUUAUUGUUUUGUUGUUUAAGGUGGAUAAGUUAUUGGCAAGCUUUUUGAAAGAUGUUGGAAUAACUGCGGAACAGUUUAUGAAUGCAUGUAAAGAAGGAAGUGGAAGUCCACAGUUCAGUAGAAUGCAUAGGGUAGGUUCAUUCAUCCAGAAUCCCUGGAAAAAUCCUGCAGGAAUAACUUCUAAAGAACUAAAACACAGGUCAUGAAUGAAAGUUUUCAAAGAAGGAAGUUUAGUGGAAAGAGUUGCUUCUACACUAAUUAAUCAGGAUUUGUACUAUUCUUGGAACUUUUUGGUAAACUCCUGGAAUAUAAACAUUUUUCUUUCAGGGCCUCAGAAAACUUGUUGAAAAUUCUCUUUUCUUUGCUAUGCACUUUUGUAAAAUAUUGAAAGUGAACGUUGGAUUUUGUGCAUGUGGUGGAGGAGGAACAUCGAGGGGCUCCUGGUUGUUUUACGCAAGGAAAUUAUUAAUUAAUGAAUUAAAGCAGCUCUUAAAUAUACUGGUAGUUAUUACCAGUAUAUAAUUUGGCCAUAAUCUUUUAAUGCCAGACAAAACAUUUAAUCAUUUUCAUAUCUUGAAACCCUUUUAAAUUAAUGGACUUUCCUGGCUUUGUGCAGGGAACAAACAAGGCACCAACCUGAGGCUUGGAUUGACAAAAUACAGUGAUCAACAAAUUCAUGUCAGAUUUUCCACUAUGGCCUCAACCUCGUUCAUUUUAUUCCGCUCUCUUACUGUGAAACUCACAAUGCUGUGAACACAAGAAAUAUUUCUGGAAUGGGAAGAGCCAAUCAAGUGUGGGAAAACUAAAGUGCAAGCAGCAACAGUAAUAGCUUGGCCACUUGUCCUUAUCUUUGUAUUGUAACUGGUCAUAACAUACAUGUAAUAAACAUUCAUGGUGUUCACCGUUUUAAUAUUGAAAGUUUGACAGUAAGGUGGAAUGCAGAAAAGUUCUAUAUUCAUGACCUGACCUCCAUAAUAGAACCAGAAUUCUGUGACCCUCCAUUUGUUACGUUAGUAUUCCAAUGUAUUUAACAUGAAUCUUGUGACCACUCAUGUAUUCAGAAAAAUUUUCUAGGCAUUCACAUGGUUUCCUUCAAUCAGGGUUGUCAAAAGUAGCUGGCUGCCAGCAAAAAUUGCUGCCUACUUGUUUAGUAUUGGCCGGCUACUCUGCUUGGCAUUUCUUUACUGGUGGCAUUUUUUAAAUAAGAUAUCCCUGGACUGGCCGCUUACUUUGACAACUCAGUCAUCUACUUCAAAACUUUCUCACAACACUGUUUCAAUUAACAUUUCUUCUUUCUUUUGACGUGUAUAAAGGAUGUCUUUGACCAGCUGUGGGCUGCAGAGGAUUAUGAGGUGUUUAAACAAUUAAUGAUUCAGAAGAAUAUUGAGCUGCAGCUACAAGCCUUGCAGAUUAUUCAACACAUUCACAAUGUCCCAAUGCCUAUGCCAAUGCCUGGACCUGUCCCCACCCCACCCAGUGCAGCUUCAACCCCUGGUUCCCCCCCUGCUCCUAUCAUUGAUGAGGAUGCUAUAAUGCAGGAGGUAUUGAGAAGGUCUAAGGAAGAGUAUGAAUCACAGAAGAGUGGUAAAGGAAAAGCAGAACAGGAAUUUGAGAAAACAUUAGCGGAGUCCAAAGAGGAAAGUGAGAGGUAAUGGUUAGAGUAAGUUGUCAUAGCCUGUGAAUGUUAAUACAGGAAGUAUACAGUCGUCUUUCCUCACUCUCUGCCUAAAACAUCUUUUACUUUAGCAGCAAGGAGAGAGGAGAUACGGCUGAAUUUGGCAAACUAGAUUUGUAACUUUAUAAGAUAACCAGCAAGGUAAGUUUCACAGAACAAAACUAAGUAUGUUUAACACUGAAAGCCUUUUGAGGACAGUUACAGCAGAGAUUCCAUCCCUUUCAACUAAAAAAGGGAGGUCUUAGGAGCGGCAUAGCAGCUCCCACAAGUGCUGAAGGUGUGAGCCUCUAGUAGGGGAACCGGCAGCAUGCUUUUCAGGGAAAAAUUUUAAGAUAUGUGCCUUCAAGAUGCCAUUUCCUGCAUUUUGAGAUCACAGUCAAUGGAAAUACUGCACCCAAAAUUAUUGCAGGCUCAUGAUCAGAUGACAAAAGGGUAAAAAUGGCUGAGAAACCAGUGGCAGAAAAGUGGCAAAGCGUGCUAAAAAGACUCGUUAAGCAGAGAAAUGGAAGAGUUUCCAAAACGCGAAUAAUAUUAGGCAGAAACAGGAGGUUUGGGAGGGUUGGAAUCUCUGCAAUAGGUUAACAGAUUAUGUUGGCCCCUGUUGAAGACAGGACUGCCAUUUUUACACGGAUUUUCGCUGAAGCUCUAGCCAUUUACAGUGCGAACAAAGCCAGUAUAUGUAUAAGCAUCUUCUGUGAGUUCUUUGACCUCCCACUCUGCAGUCCAGUCCAGUCCAGUCCAGUCUUUACCAAAUGACUUAUCCCUGCAAUAGGUUCACAGUACACAAUCCGACCAUCCCUACUGUACUCUAAAUGCACAUAUGCUGAUGAAUAGUCAACAAUGAUAACUAUCCGGACUUGAAUAUAUUUCAACAUUUCUCCUCGGAAGAACCACAUAAGCGCUUGUUAUUAUAAUGCUGUUGUUCUAAUCUUAACCUGCUCUAGCCAACCUCCGCUGGCCUCCCAAAGACCAGAAAGUGUUGUCACAGACAAUGGCGAAUGUUCCAGGUGAUAAGACUUUCUUCCUCAGUUAGUCUCUUCUAUCUAUUUAUUCUUUUCCUAACUCUGGUUUAUUAUUGAAAUAGCCAUUCUGUUUGUCAUCAUCUGUUUGUGGUCACCAGCAAGCAUUUUCUUUCUUUCCCAAUCCUCCCACCUCGCCUAUUCCUUUGCUUCCCCUUUUCGCAUCCCCAUGCUUCUCUCACUUGACUAACAUGUGUUAAUGAAUACUAAAAUAAAUGGUCAACAAUAACAACCGUCCGGACUAAAAUAUAUUUCAACACAUCUCCUUUGAACAACCAAAUAAUUUUGUUUCUUAACCUGCUUUCCUUGCCAACUUCUGUCCUCCCAAAGACUGGAAAGUGUAGUCACAGAUAGUGAACAUUCCAGGUGAUAAGACUCUGUUCUUCAGCUAAUCUCUUGAAUCUAUUGAUUUCUCUUCUUGGUCGGCAGCAGGCGUUUUCUUUCUUCCUCCACCUCUCCCACCCCGCCUAUGCUAUUGUCCCCCUCUUGCGUCCUCACACUUCUCCCCCUUCACUAGAAGAAAACAAAAAUGACUAUUACAAAGGCUGAUGACAGACUUUGUUCAUUAAUUCACUUUUAUUAGUAAAAAUUCCAUGACUUUGUCAGUGCGCUUAACCACACAAAAUGAUUGCUAUUUCUUAUUGUUUCACGUCACAUCUUGCUCUUACUUCGUUCAGAAAAUCUUUAAACUUUCCAGUCCCGGAGAAGGUGAUCACCGAAGAAAGUACAAGGUGCUCAAUGGUCUUUCAUCAUUCUUUCUAUUUACUUGAUGUGAUUGUUCAUUAUGAGAACAUGGGUAGUAAAGAAGUACUCUUGCUGUCAUGGUACUCUGUUCUUUCUUAAGUCAUAUGUCACUUUGUUGUCUUGGGCAAGAUUAGAUAUGUUUUCUAUCGCUUGCCCCUCUACUAUCUUCAAUUCUUUCAAACCUUAACCUUGAAGAACAGUAAAAAGGCCUCGCCUACCUUAAACAAUCUUUCCACUAUAUCAGGCAUAUUCAAUAUUAUUCAUGAGCCAGGUGUUAGGGGUGUUAGGGACGCAUGCCAUGAAUUACUUUGCAUCUUUGGGGAUUUUUAUGCGUCAAGGAUGCAGGAAGUAGAGGUAACAAAAUCGCUGCAGAUGCACUUUCCCCACUCAGAUUAGAUUGCGAGUAUUCCCUCGUUUCCCUCUGGGAUAGUAAAGCUAGCGAAACACGUGAGCGCGCGUGAAAAUCGCCACCCGCGAGCAAGGCGACCUUCGGAGGGAAGGGAGAAAACUUUCCUUCCACUUCUCCUUGCGCGUGGCGAUUUUCACGCCCUCGCGUAUUUCGCUCGCUCAACCAUCCCUGAAGAAAUGAGGGACUGUUUGCAGUCUACAUUCAGAUGUUCAGGUAGGUCUUGGCUUAUUAGUAUGCUGUGCCUUCUGAACUUAGGAUAGUGUUGCACACCAUACAGAAAGGAAGACACAGCUUUGAGCAAGUGAAAGAGCGGCAGUUCAAUUAAAUGUGGUCUGUAUGUGGGCAUGUGACCUUUUCUUAUUUUUUCUUCCUUUUAAGGCUAAAGGAAAUAGCAAAAAAAGAACAUGAAGAAUUAGAAAAAGCUCUUCAAAUUUCACUAGAAGCGCAGAAACAGCAAGCAGCUGAAGCCGAAAAAUUACGUGAUGAAGUUAAGCAGUCGACUGUCCAACCUUCUGCUAAACCUCCUGAUGUGGAAAGCAAACAAGCAGCCAAGACCUCCACUGUGGAGAGUAAACCAGUCCCGAAGCCUUCCCCUUCAAGCACAAAAUCUCCUGCACAGGACACCAAACGUUUGGAAAAACCCCAGACUACAGGGUUACCACCUUUGUCAGGGAAACCGAAGAAAGCAGCAGAUACACCGGCUGAUGCAGCUGCAGGAUGGCUGCAAAGUGCUAAGGAGGAUGCUGCUAGUAGCACAGCCAAGCCGGUUCAGGUAGAAUGACGAUUAUUAAGACAAGUAGCCGUUAAGCCUGUGUAUCAGACUGUAUUGUUGAAGCGCAUUUUUAUUGAAGAAAAGGUCUUGGCGAACCCAUUUACUGUUCUACUUUUUCUUCUUCGCAUUCCAUUAAUGACAUGCUUGCAAUUGGAUUUUCUAGGUUUGACUAUGAAGACUAUGAAGUUGGUUUUCUCUUUCUGAGAAAACUCUUACAACCCAUCUAUUGUUGUCUAAAAGUUUUGUUCUUUGAUGUUUCCUCGUAGAAGCAAGAAAUAACUCCUGAAGAGAUGAAAAGACGCUCUGAGUACCUAAAGCAGCAACGAGACAAACUCCUUGCAUUAAAAAGACAGGAACGCGAGAAAAGCUUGACGAAGUAUACCGAACAGGAGUCGAAGGCUCGGCCGAUGUCCGCUCAUACAGCUCGUCGAGUCACCGCUGGCGAGCAAGUUGAUUCUCCGCCGUCAAAAAGCAGCCAGGAGGAUGCGAACAAGUUAGCCAUGCGCAGAGCUCUUGCGGACUGUUUGAAACGGGAGGUCAUUGACAAGGAUUAA